Messenger RNA from Spodoptera littoralis (African cotton leafworm), 2166 nucleotides. Lineage: Eukaryota; Metazoa; Arthropoda; Insecta; Lepidoptera; Noctuidae. The record is from the annotation of a GenBank genome assembly.
CCAAAGCCGGCGCGUGCGCAACACGCGUUCGUUAUUCAAAUUUUCAAGCUCAAUGCGAUCGCGAACGCGACGUUUCGUCUCCUAGUCUUUUUGUUUAAUUUUUUAAAUGGAAGUAUUGAGGACACACCUCAUUUCCUAUUGUAGCGAUUCUAUUUAAAAUGGUGUGAAUAUGCUUUGUUAAACCAUAAAAGAAGUGUUAGUUCUACUUUCUUAAACUUUAAACAAAACAUAUCCUAAUUGGGUAUUUGAUGUUGGACAUAAUUAAGUGAAAGACGUUCAUUAGUAGAAGAACCGCUAAAACUGUGAUGAAAAAUGAUUCGACAAGAAUUUAUACUGCUGGUGUGUGCGUGCAGUGUAUUAGCUGCGUUGGACGGGUACAGUCCCCAACAGGACCCAGAUCAGUUCCACAUACAGACAGAUGAAGAUGACGAGCGCUACUUCUUAUACCAGACUCACAAUGGACAGUAUAGGAAAGAAAGAAGACUGAAAGACGGAUCUGUUGUCGGUACAACUGGUUGGGUGGGUGCUGACGGAUAUUUGCGGCUCCAGGAUUAUAUCGCUGAUAAUCAGGGAUACAGAAUCUACAAAUCAAAAACAGUCUACGUAGGAGAAAACCGACCAAUUUCAGAGUCUUUACAAAUAGCCAAGACUGCUCCAACUGAUUCUGGUUUUGGAGUAACACCUGCACCAGCACCAGUUCCGCGAAAUCGCGGCCCACCGCGCUUCAAGUCCACGACUCAAGCCCCACCGCCCUCGUCAUCAUACGGACCUCCCACCUUCCCGGCAGAAGUAUCAGUGACGCCUCCCCCACGGACGUACCCACACCCAACGUCAACGCCACAAGUUUACGUUUCACCUAAUUCAAUUGACUCGUCAACAACAACUUAUGAUUUUAGACCCACAGUGACACCAAUCACUGCUAGUGAAGCUGCUACUACAAGCAGUCCCUACGAUUACGAUUCAUCUAACACCAAUACAUUGGACGACGAAUACCAACCGAGUGACAGUCAACGUUACGACGUGUUCAAUCCUAAUUCCUACAGACACGCUGACGCCUGGCUACAGCGACAGCAGCAACUUCAACGACAGCAACAAUCUGGAGCAAAAAUUGGUGACGGUUAUACUCCUCAAUUCUCCACAUAUGAUGGAUCAGCCUUCCGAAGAAAUGGUUUCCGUUACUAUCUUCCCAAACAAUAUCACGAGAAGAGAGCGGCCAGGCAAACGAGAGAACUGGAAGUUUCGGCUAUGUCGAUCCGUUCGGUAUUCGUCGAGUGAUUUACUAUAAUACAGCACCUGGCGAAGGCUUCCAAAUACGCAAAAACAAUAGGUAUGUGGGUCAUGAUGCGACCCCGUAUGACCCUAGGCCCGUGAAUUGAUGUAGCAAAUGUGUGUACAUACAUGUGAGAAUUUGAAGUUACCUAAUUAUUUAUUCAUCAGUAUUGUUAGUUCCCAUGAACUAUUUAUGUAAUAAAGGAGACAAAACGAUCUAAUCGAACGAAGCGAACAAGUCUUAGCCAUUAAUUUGAUAAAUAUAAGUAAGUGUAAAUUGUUGUUCACAUAAGUAUUUUGGAUCAUGUAAACAUACUUGGAGUCAAAUAGCUUCAAUGGUUUUAUGUGUGACUGUGUGUUUCACAGUCAAAAAUCAUUACUUUCUUAUAUUUCAGUGCCAUUAAACUACAUAUUAUAGGUACAAGAUAACAGUUUAAAAUAUCAUAUUAUUCUGUGUAAAAAUCUGCAGUUGUAAUAUUUGUAAAUAACUCACUUUUAAUUAAAGUACAGUUAACAUAUUUAAUGAAAUUCAUGUUAGUGUGACGAUACGUUCUGUUAUUUGCAUCGACAUACUUAAUAUUACUAAAAAUUAAAAUAAUACGAAAAAUACCGUUAAUUUAUUUAAAACUGUCAUCAAAGUAUCAAAGAAGGACAGACACUGGUCAUUAUGUCUAUAAUAGUCGUAAGGUCUUUGAACUCAUCUUGAUUGUCAUCUAAAUGGAUUUUCUUGCAAAUGGACAAGCGUAGGCGCAUCUGAACGACUAAAUGAUUCUGUAUAACCUUUUAGAGCAUAUAUAACUAAAAGGUAUCAGUAGCCAGAAUCGAGAAUAACGAGCCUAACUGCGUGCUAGCCCUGUAAUGCGUUACAUUCUGUCUGUGUCAUACAUUUAUUUUGGG